This is a messenger RNA of Toxotes jaculatrix (banded archerfish), 2619 nucleotides long. RefSeq names its product growth arrest-specific protein 2 (gene gas2a). Lineage: Eukaryota; Metazoa; Chordata; Actinopteri; Toxotidae. The record is from RefSeq and is a predicted model, not a curated record. Gene Ontology annotation, molecular function: microtubule binding; actin filament binding; cytoskeletal adaptor activity. The transcript has 8 exons. The coding region runs from base 178 to 1191 and encodes 337 amino acids. Gene Ontology annotation, biological process: actin crosslink formation. Gene Ontology annotation, cellular component: actin filament.
AAAUGCGCAGUGAGAAAGACCUCCCUGGUCCACAUUGGUUCAGUGUUUUGGAACCUAACCUGUUAGUCGUUGCACCGCUGUGAAAAGCAUGAAAAGCUGGAUCCUGCGGUUCAGAGGACGAGUGAGAGGAAGGUGCGCACCGACGAGCUGAACCCUCAGGGCUAUCAAUAGGGAACCAUGUGCAGCUCCCUGAGCCCCAAACAGCCCAGCGGCCCUGGCCUCACAGACAUGCAGCAGUACCAUCAGUGGCUGGCCAGUCGGCAUGAAGCUAGCCUUCUGCCCAUGAAGGAGGACCUGGCCCUGUGGCUCACUAACAUUCUCGGUCUGGAAAUCACCGCCGAGAGCUUCAUGGAUCGCUUAGACAAUGGUUUCCUGUUGUGCCAGCUGGCUGAGACACUACAGGAGAAGUUCAGGCAAAGUAAUGGAGACCUGCCUGCCCUUGGCAACAGCAAGCAGAGUAUUCCCUAUCGGAGGAUACCAUGUCGGCAGAGUGCUCCCUCUGGUUCUUUCUUUGCACGGGACAACACAGCUAACUUCCUGGCCUGGUGUCGUGAGGUUGGAGUUGGAGAAACAUGUCUGUUUGAGUCAGAGGGUUUAGUUCUUCACAAGCAGCCACGAGAAGUGUGCCUCUGUCUUUUAGAGUUGGGGCGGAUAGCAUCACGGUACAAUGUGGAGCCGCCUGGCCUUAUAAAACUGGAGAAAGAGAUUGAACAAGAAGAGAAAGUGCCUCUACCUCCUACAUCACCUGUUUCUCCAGCUCAGCCCCUCCCUCCAUCUCCUUCUUCAUCUCCUUCCCCGUCUCCUUCCCCAUCCCCAACUCCUCCCAAAGUGACUUCUAGCAAGAAAAGUACAGGGAAGCUGUUGGAUGACGCUGUAAGACAUAUCGCUGAUGACCCCCCCUGCAGGUGUCCAAAUAAAUUCUGCGUAGAGAGACAGUCGCAGGGUCGAUACCGUGUUGGGGAGAAGAUGCUCUUUAUCCGGAUGCUACACAACAAGCAUGUGAUGGUGCGUGUUGGUGGAGGCUGGGAGACCUUUGAGAGCUACCUGCUGAAACACGACCCAUGUCGCAUGCUCCAAAUCUCCCGGGUGGAGGGCAAGACCUCCCCUGUCAGCGGCAAGUCCCCCAACAUCAAGGACCUUACCCCUGAUAGCUACCUGGUGGUGGCAGCACACUACCGCAGCAAAAAGUGAAGACAUGAGACUGGAAAGUUCCAUUAAUAAAAGGACACAGAAGGUUUACUUCUUUCUGUUGUUUCCUCCAUACUUAAUGGACAUGGCUGUCUAACAUAUGCCAGUUUUUUUUUAUAAAUAUGGUGGCUACAGACACAAUAGCAUUCAUGGAAAGCUCACUUGUGUAAUGGUGAUGCUUGGUUUUGUUUUCUCCUUGCAAGAGAAUGCAAUCUGAUGGAUGUUUGUGAUCAGCUGAAGCCUGGAGUCAUACAAGUAGGCCUUUAAUGUAGUGUUUAGUUUUACAGAACUGCAAAACUAAAGCUUUAAAAAUGUGUUAAUCAAUAUAAUGAGUUAACUGGGUACAAGUGAAGCUGUACAUUUUGUUUUUCAGUCUCUAAUUGUAUUUUAAGCAAUACACAAUAUCACUUAUAGUAGGUAGAAUAUUUUCAGUUUUUAGUGCACAUACUCCUGUAACGCAGUCAACCAGGCCUGUGAAACCUGUCUGCAUUUCGUUAUGUUAAAAACAGAACUUUUCCGAAUGAAGUUAAGCAAGUGGUGGAGGUUUCAGGACCUUCAGGAAGUCAGCAUUCCUUGGCAACCUGGAGUGGAUUCCUUGAUUUGUGUGUAUGUGAUAGCAGACAGGAAGUAGACAUUUUCCUCCAAGGUAUCGUAUUGUUUGUUUUUUACUUGUCUUUUAGCUGAUUCUAAAUGCUUUACAGUACAUUCAAUACAUAGGUGGUUCUAUUGGACUCCACAUUCAAGCAUCAAAUUGAACUUUAACUAUUGGAGGUGGAACCCUUACAAUCCAAAGCAAUGUAAUUAACCAAAUAUUUACAUACUCUCCUAUAUAGUAUUUCUGUAAAAACUACCACAUCUCUCCUAGAAACCAGACAUUGAACUUAAAAUAUAAUAAUGUUUUCUUUAUGAUGUAUUUCUUAUUAGGCUAACAUAAUGACGCAAUUCUUAGAUUGUUUACAUGUUGAAUAACUAUUCUAUGCAAUGCAUUUUAAACUAUUAUCAUUUUUAAUAAUUAUUCAUUAUUAGGAUAGCUCCUGUUUUAUAAUUUCCAUUAUAAGAGCAUGGACAAUCACCUGUACAUGAUGCAGUAUGUAGUGAAAAAGAACCUCAUUAAUAUAAUCCAGCAGAUAUACUCAUUUGAAGUUCUGCAGUUCUUUGAUUUGUUAUAUGUUACUGACCUCUAGAGGCAGUGCAAUCAUCAAAAGGAGCAACCUUCCUAGGUUUAGAUUCUUGAAAUUAAGAGACAUCAUUCACAACUUUGUCAUUCAGUGUAUUCAUAAAUCCAGCUUCUUCCUUGGAAAGUGACUUUGGAACUGUUACGAGAUCAGUGGCUAUGCAAUGUAACACACAGGCUAGUAUGUGUGGUAACUAAGUCCAGUUUUUGUUUUUAGAUGCAAAAUUUCAAUAAAUUCUCAGAACUUGAAUGUUCAA